Messenger RNA from Ziziphus jujuba (common jujube), 3753 nucleotides. RefSeq names its product phosphatase IMPL1, chloroplastic-like. The record is from RefSeq and is a predicted model, not a curated record. The transcript is spliced from 9 exons. Gene Ontology annotation, molecular function: inositol monophosphate 1-phosphatase activity. Bases 102 to 1076 code for a protein of 324 amino acids. NCBI's taxonomy places the organism in Eukaryota, Viridiplantae, Streptophyta, Magnoliopsida, Rosales, Rhamnaceae. Gene Ontology annotation, biological process: inositol metabolic process; signal transduction.
UACGAUUUUACGAAUUUACGAAUUUGUGGUAGCGCAGUUGUACCAACAUCUCAUAAGGGUCCUGAACACACUGCGGAGCCCCUGAAGCCUUCCAAUUCAAAAUGGGCAGGUCUCUCUUUCUCCCCACAAAUAUUCCUCUGAGUUUUUCUGGUAUACCCAGAUUGCGUUCCCCACCAAAUCUAUCUCACGGGUCUCUUCCUCUGAGUAUAAGAAUAAAAUUCAAACAUGGGUUUCAAAUAUUUCCAUGUUCAAAUACCAAAGAGGCGAGAACUCUCUGCACAAGGGCUGUGUUAUCUGAAAUUCCCAAUCAAAAACAGUACCCAAAGAUGGGUGCCCAAUCAACUGGACCCAUUGCACCUAGUCGGCUCAUACAAGUGGCUGAGACUGCCGCUAGCACUGGUGCUCAGGUUGUGAUGGAUGCUGUGAAUAAGCCUCAGAGUAUUACAUAUAAGGGACUAACUGACUUGGUUACUGACACGGAUAAAAUGAGUGAAGCUGCAAUUUUAGAAGUUGUGAGGAAUAACUUUGGAGACCACCUUGUCCUUGGGGAGGAGGGUGGAAUUAUACGAGAGACAUCUUCUGAUUAUCUCUGGUGCAUCGAUCCUUUAGAUGGGACAACAAAUUUUGCCCACUGUUACCCUAGCUUUGCAGUCUCUGUGGGAGUCCUGUUUCGAGGAAAACCUGCUGCUGCAUCUGUGGUAGAAUUUGUCGGUGGCCCUAUGUGUUGGAAUACGCACACAUUUUCUGCUACUGCUGGUGGAGGAGCAUUUUGUAAUGGACAAAAGGUUCAUGUCAGUCAAACCCAUCAGGUUGAGCAAUCUCUUCUUGUUACUGGUUUUGGUUAUGAACAUGAUGAUGCGUGGGCCACCAAUAUGGAGUUAUUUAAAGAAUUUACUGAUAUCAGCAGUGUACUAAUUGAUGAGAUAUAUUUUUUCCUUUUGAGUCAUGGUGUAAGAAGGCUGGGUGCAGCUGCAGUGGACAUGUGUCAUGUAGCUCUAGGAAUUGUUGAAGCAUAUUGGGAAUACCGUCUAAAGCCCUGGGAUAUGGCUGCUGGUGUUUUGGUCCCAUACGAGUGAUUAGGUUACCUUGUCGAUGGUGUGAUUACUUGGUAAGCUGCUUGGAAUGACAGUGGAAGUUGAUUAAAUACCAUGAAUCAUAGGUUCUGAGUUACCCUAUCGAUGACUUAGUUCAAUGCAUUUGAUUAUGUUGAUUUGGUUGAUUGUCCAUGGUCCGUGCAUGGGUAUCUUUUGUGCUACAAGGAUCCUAGCGAUAUUGUGUUUUAUGAUAUGAUUGAAGGAGGUUGGGAAGACGGUAUUUGCAUAAUCCUUGUGAUGUAGUGCAUUCGUGUUAUUUGCUAUUUCACAAUUGCGAGCAUCCUGAUGAGGACAUGACCAAGAGCGUUCCAAGAUGGAGUACAAAGCCAUUUCAAAUCUCUACGAGACCAAUAACGAGGGUAAGAGCGAAGAAGUUUAAAGAAGUACUAAAUGGUUUAAUAUAGGAGGUGUUCACAUCUCAAGGAAGCAUGUUUAUUACUGAAGAUGAACCAAAAUUGGUCCACAUGAUUGGAAUGGUGACGUGGCAUCCUAUGGUGACAUAACACUUUUGCCACGUGGAGGAUGAUAUGUGCCUACACGGCUUCCAACUAAGCUUGGCCGAAUUUUAUAAGUAAGAAAACAUUAAUUUUUAUUUAUGUCUUGAUUGGAUUUUGGCAUGUUGCCUAUUUACUUUCCUAAUUUUAUUAGAGUUGAAUUGGUCAAAGAAUUAAAGGCCAAUCAAAUUAGAAAACUAGGAGCCAAAUUAGAUUUCCUAAACCUAACCACCCCACAUUAGGUUUCCUAAACCUAACCACAUUAGAUUUCCUAAACCUAACCAAAUUAGGUUUCCUAAACCUAAUGUUCAUCCAUCAUUAUUUUUAACAAAUUUAGGAAAGCUUUGUAAUUUAUUUUCCCUAUUCAAAGGCAUAAAAGUCAUGAAUAAAAAUUAGAUUACAAUUUUGAUUAAAAAGUGAGAGUGAUUCUCUUGAUUCUCUAAGAAUUAUAUUGAAUUUUUCAAGUUUUGCUUAUGGAGUUCAAAUUUGACUUAUCAAUAAGUUAUUCUGCACCCUAUUGUGGCGUCUUCACCAUACCAAGGUUCUUACCUCAAAUAUAGGUAAAGGAUUGAGGUCUUCCAUUCAAAACUUGUAGUUAGACGGUCCACAUCAAUCUUUGUUACGGGUUUACAGGCAAGUCACUCUAGUUUCAUAUCAAUUUGGCAUCAGAGCUAACUUCUAGUUAUAGGUUUGAUCUAUAUAUCUUUGUUUUCAUUGUUUUUCUUUGUUCUUGAUUUUCUGCAAUUUUUAGAAUUAGGUUAGAGAUUGCAUCUUUGAUUUCUUUGGUUGUCUUAUCUGUUUGGUCACUGCGUUCUUCUUUGCAUCUUUUUUUUUUUUUGUUUGGUUCUUCUUCAUCCAUCCGAUCAUACCUUACAUAUAUUAAAAAAAAAAAAAAUUCUUUGUUCUUCUUUGCAUCUUAACCCUUGUAGUCAAUGGAUUGGUGUGUUUUCAUUGAAGUUUGGUGCGAUUGGUAUUACUAUAGUUUGAUAAAGAUUGUUAUUGUUGCUUGAACGUAAAAAAAAAAAAAAAAAAAAAAAUUCUUAUUCUUGUGGUUUGUGGCAUUGAAUUAUCGAGGUUUCAAGAGAAAUCAAAUAGUGAAAUUUUUUUGGUUGAUUUGAGAAGCACAAAAAACAAGUCAAAAUCAAUACCGAAAAUAAGGUUUGUUGAAUAUUCACAAAUUCCACUUUGUAAAUCUGAUUCCAAUUUUUUUUUAACAUUUUAGUUUCUUGUGUUUGUGCCAAAUUUCUUAUUGAAAAACAAAUCUAUCGUCGUUGCCUUUUUCUUGUUACUUUUUCUUAGCUUUUCUUUCAUAACUGUUUGAUAGGAUUAUUUAGAAUGUUACUUGCUAGUUUGAUUUAGUUUGAAAUUAGUUUACAAAGAACCAAAUAGAAUUGCUAGAGUGGUAAAAGGCAAGAGAGGUGAGAACUAUAGAGGGUAAAAGCCAAACUAUAACUAGAGUACAAACACAAGUGAAUUGAGACCUUGAAUUUGAGCGAAACACGUGAGGGAGUGUUGUGAGGUCCUUUUUACUAACAAUUUUUUGCAGGGAAAAAAAACAAGAAAAAAAAAAAAUCAUGUCACAAGACAAAAGUGAAGAAAGCAUGGAAAGAACUCCAGGUGUGGCUGAUCCAAAGUUAUACAUUCAAGCCAUGGUGGGAGAACUCCAAAGAGCAUUAGGGUUGGAAAUUGAGCAAAUCCAUGGCAGGUUGGAUAGGAUGCAAUCAUCAAUCCAAAUGCUGCAGCAACGACCACCACAAAGGUUCACUCAUGGUCAUGGAAGAGGAAGAAAUUAUCCAAGAAGGGAAGAUUUGGAACGAGUGGGAUGAUGGAAUUUGGUGUAGGUUUAUGUUGUUGUACCCUAGAUCACAAUCAUUCAAGGUGUUAGUCAAGAAUGAUUGUUGUUGGUUUUUGGUUCUUGGUUCUUGAUUUUGUUUUUUUUUUUUUUUUUAGGUUUGUUUCUGGUUUUAAUGGAGGUUUAGGGUUCUUGAGAAGGUUGUUAGCUUUUGGGAAAAAGAAGAAACAAAAAAUGUAGUAGUUGAGAGAGAGAGAGAGCCAAAAAUGUUGUUUUUCAAAAUCUGUUUUUUGAAUAUUUUCUUUUUCAAUGUUUUUCAUUACAAUUUUCAUACCAUUAAAUACAUCAAAAAGACAAUAAGGCUUGUUGUCUC